Molecule: messenger RNA, 1962 nt
Organism: Xiphias gladius (swordfish)
Lineage: Eukaryota; Metazoa; Chordata; Actinopteri; Istiophoriformes; Xiphiidae
Product: overexpressed in colon carcinoma 1 protein
Exons: 6
Coding region: 237-425 (62 amino acids)
Source: RefSeq, a predicted model, not a curated record
AGGAUAGACACAAGACCGAAGGGAGGGGAGGGGGACAUGAGCAUAGGAGAUCCCUGUGACACAUUUCUUUGACCUUCCCUCUCUUUCUUUCUUUCUUUCUUUCUUUCUUUCUCAUCUCUCUCUUCCUAACUUUCUCCUCCUCUCCCAAUGUGUUUUGGGUCUCUACUCUUUCCUCCUCCUUCUUCUUCUGGUUAAGCGUCUCCGCUCUGCUUGGACGGUGGCUGCAUCGAUGCAAAAUGGGUUGUGGAAAUUCCUCAGCCACCAGCACCUCAGGGGGGGGUCCAGCGGAAGCCUCCAAAGAUGUGACAGAAGAUCCCGCAGCAGAAGAUGAGAAAAGAAGGAACUAUGGCGGCGUAUACGUGGGUCUACCAACAGACCUGACCACCGUGGCUGCCAGCCAGUCCAAAUCCACACGUAAAGACUAACAGCUACUGAGGGGAACACACCACAGGAUCCUUCAUACAAAUUCACCUAGGGACACUGGCAUUACAAGCAGAAACCACACAUAAGUGCUCCGAUUCUGGCCCACCACUAACUGGCUGAAGUCUCAGGCUUUAACCCUCUCAUUGAGCGAGGAUGUGGACGGCUUGAGGACGCUGCCUCAUGGAGUCAUGGGAGGCAAAGUGACACUGGGAUGCAGAGUGGAGGUUUGCAUACGGCAUCCAUCAUCAUCAUCACCCUUCACUUUGCAAAAAAAAAGAUGGGCAUCGAAGCGGACAAGCACCCGCCCCAGCACUGGCAGCUGUGGGCGGCGGCAGCGGGCAUUGUGACAGCCAUCUUGGCUUCUCGGUCAUGGCGCUGGAAUAUUCGCUUUCUUUCUCAGGAGGAGACAGGGAACCCAGCCAACUAACUCACUAACUAACUGUCUGGGAUUCACAGACAUUCCCAGAAGCCCUCUGCAAUAAUAACCGCUGCUCAGUUAUUUCUCUAAAACGCCAUCAACGAUUCAUUGUGUGGCGGAGACAGAGAGUUAAAGAGACAGAGAGAAAUCAGAGUGUUAUAGAAAGCGGCAAACACAUACCCGUUAAUGUGUCACAGAAGAUCUCAGUGUUAUUGAAAAUAGCUUUGAUUUCAAUCAUGGACCUUGUGCUGCAACAGAAAGGUCUGAAAAUGACACUGAUUUUAAUAACGGGUCUAAAUGUUAAUUACAGCAGUCGGUUAAUUCUAAGGUGUUUUAAAUACGCCCCUAAACCUAAAUGUCCUGGGUGCAUCAGCCAGGUCGUACCUGGUGUUGUCACUUAACUUGUGCCCCAGACUGGUUAUGUAACAUCAACAUAUGACUCAUGAUACUUGGAGGAUCUCUCUGUCUCUGUCUCUCUCUCUCUCUCUCUCUCUCUCUCUCUCUCUCUGCCCCUCACUUGUUCUCUCUCUUCAGCAUGUUGGGCUCCCCCCCUGAAGAUCACUGGUGCAAGUGCUUCUGGGUAAUUCACACAGCUCUUAUAAUCUUUCUCAAUAUUUACAGAUUCAGAAUUGUCACACCAUUUAUUCACAUCUCACAACAUUAAUGUGUAAAAGCAAAAAAAACAAACAAACAAAAAAAAAUUUCUUCAGCUGCAAAAAAUUGUGUAAAGAGGAAUCAUUGUAAGAAGAGAAGCCGAAAUGAUGGAUUGGUUUUCCCCAGCCUCCAUUUUUCUUACAGUUUAUUGCAUUGCCUUGUAACACCUGCACUUAUUUUAUAUUAUUAUAUAUAUUAUGUUUUCAAACUGAAUUGUGAAUGUUGUUUUGCUGUAUGUAAUCUUUAAAUUAUAAGGCUGGUUUUGUUUUUUAUUUAUUUGAGAUAAAAAAAAAAUCUCUCUUUGGUUUUUAUUCUAUUCUAUUUUAUUGUCAACAGAUCCCAUGAAAAGACUAAAACCAACAGUGUUUCUCACUUGUAAAGUCAAGAAUGAAUCUUCAAACUGAACAAUGUGUUACUCCAUCUCUCAGUACAACUUUGCUACCCUGUCUGUGGCAGUCAGUGCCCAU